AUGAUGGCUGUUGCUUUAUAUGACUAUGAAGGAAAUAAGGAGUAUCAUUCGCUGCCAAUGAAGAAAGGUACAGAAAUGAUCGUAUUGAAGUACAAUACAAGUCGUGAUUGGACUUUUGUAAAUAUGAAUGGAACGACAACCUGGGAGCCCACAGCCUACCUGCAGAUUAACGAUAAGAAGAAGAGUGAAUCGGGUAGCCGCCCUUUUAAAACGCACUCUCGAGAGAUCGUUACCGGAGUGGGAAGUCAGCGUGCAAUCGUGAUUGCCGACUUUGAGGGUUUGGACGGAUCGGAAAUGACCGUGAAAAAGGGAGAAGUGGUUCAAAUCGUGAAGGAAGACGGAGAAUGGCUGUUUGGUACUGAGCUCGGGUAA
Molecule: messenger RNA, 372 nt
Organism: Blastocystis hominis
Lineage: Eukaryota; Bigyra; Opalinata; Blastocystidae
Molecular function (GO): protein binding
Source: RefSeq, a predicted model, not a curated record